Molecule: messenger RNA, 1776 nt
Organism: Hyla sarda
Lineage: Eukaryota; Metazoa; Chordata; Amphibia; Anura; Hylidae
Gene: SLC25A53
Product: solute carrier family 25 member 53
Exons: 3
Coding region: 316-1167 (283 amino acids)
Source: RefSeq, a predicted model, not a curated record
GUGUGUCCUGCUUCCAAUGAGCUGUAGCUGUGGUCCAGCUGCCCCGGGGGGAUGCUUGGGCUGUACAUGUGACUUGUCUCUAUGCUGGUUAUGCAUCAUGUAGCUUCUGUGUAUGGGAGGGGCAGUCACUUUUCUCCCAGCGCCCUAUUUAUUCACUGAGUGUCAUGAAGUCUCUUAAAGAAAAGGACCUAUGAAAAUGAGGAGAAUUAUUCCAGAGGAAAGAAUUCACAUGUAUUGCAUAAAGAAUGGACUAAAUAGAUCUUAAACCCUGAAGUUCUCCUUGGAAAAUAUUUGAACUUUCUAAAACAAAACGAGAUGGAAAGCAGAGGUUCUCCAAGAUGGAGCAGCUGGAGUAGUAGCUCCUUUGUGGGAGCAGCCUCAAGCUUUCUAUCCACAAUUCUAGCCUUUCCCAUCUAUAAGACGAUUUUUCGACAGCAGCUUCACACAUUGACCAUCCGAGCUGCUACUGGUCAGUUGAGCAAAGAAGGUGUUAAACAUCUGUAUCGUGGCCUUGCACCACCUCUCAUGGCAAAAACUGUUCAAGGGACUUUGCUUUUUGGAACCCAAGGAAGCCUUCAACAUUUUUUCUCUAUGGGAGGUAUGUCAGGAGCAAAAGCUUGUGCAUUAUCUGGGUGUUUAUCUGGGGCAAUAGAAGCCAUUCUGUUAGUCCCAUUUGAAAGAAUUCAGAACAUUCUGCAGGAUGGUCGUAAUAAUGCAAAUUUACCUAACACACGUUCAAUCAUGCAAGAGUUCAAGCCUUACAAUACAAAUCAAUGGCUAUCAUGUGGAAUAUACAGGGGAUUCACUGUAAUACUUGUCAGGAACAUGGUGGGAAGUGCCAUCUUUCUUUCCUGCAAAGAGCCGAUACGAGACUUAUUAACUUAUCCAGGCCUCCCUGUGUGGGUUCCUUCUCUAGGCUCUGGAGCAGUCAACGGUGCCUUUACUUCCCUGGCACUUUAUCCAUUGAGUGUUAUAAUAGCAAAUAUGCAGGCAGAAGUGGGAAACAAAUUACCUCAUGUAAGAAAGGUAGCAUUAAGAGUAUGGGACAAAUGUGGAGGAAGAGUCUCAUUGUUGUACCGCGGAGCAUCUCUCAUUAUCCUACGCUCUUGCAUUACUUGGGGGUUUACAAAUUCCAUUCAUGAUACUUUGAGUAAACAACUUCUAUAAAGUAGAGGAUGCUGGCAUACAAAUAUUACCUAAUAAUGAGCAAAAAAAAAAAAACACAUUUGCCAGGAUGGUCCAAUGUACAGGGUGGGCCAUUUAAAUGGAUACACCUUAAUAAAAUCGGAAUGGUUGGUGAUAUUAACUUCCUGUUUGUGGCACAUUAGUAUAUGUGAGGGAGGAAACUUUUCAAGAUGGGUAGUGACCAUGGCAGCCAUUUUGAAGUCGGUCAUUUUGAAUCCAACUUUAGUUUUUUCAAUAGGAAGAGGGUCAUGUGACACAUCAAACUUAUUGCGAAUUUCAAAAGAGAAACAAUGAUGUGCUUGGUUUUAACAUAACUUUAUUCUUUCAUGAGUUAUUUACAAGUUUCUGACCACUUAUAAAAUGUGUUCAAUGUGCUGCCCAUCGUGUUGGAUUGUCAAUGCAACCCUCUUCUCCCACUCUUCACACACUGAUAGCAACACCGCAGGAGAAAUGCUAGCACAGGCUUCCAGUAUCCGUAGUUUCAGGUGCUGCACAUCUCGUAUCUUCACAGCAUAGGCAAUUGCCUUCAGAUGACCCCAAAGAUAAAAGUCUAAGGGGGUCAGAUCGGGAGACCUUGGGGGCCAUUCAACU